This is a messenger RNA of Rhizoctonia solani, 1179 nucleotides long. RefSeq names its product Retrotransposable element Tf2 protein. The record is from RefSeq and is a predicted model, not a curated record. NCBI's taxonomy places the organism in Eukaryota, Fungi, Basidiomycota, Agaricomycetes, Cantharellales, Ceratobasidiaceae. The transcript has 2 exons. Bases 1 to 1179 code for a protein of 392 amino acids.
AUGCCUUUUGGGUUAACAAAUGCACCGGCGGUUUUUCAAGACAUGAUGAAUGAAAUAUUCCAAGACCUUUUGGAUGUCUAUGUCAUUAUCUACCUGGACAACAUUUUAGUAUUCUCCUCAAAUGAAAAAGAUCACAAGGCCCAUGUGCAAGAAGUACUAAAGAGGCUACAGGACAAUGAUCUCUUCUGCAACAUCAAAAAAUGCCAUUUCCACUUGGCGUACGACACGUCAGCACCAUUGCUUCUACAACCGGAUACCACAAGGCAAUUCUAUGUGGAAUGUGACGCAUCAGACUAUGCAACAGGAGCCAUACUAUCCCAACGCAACUCUGAAGGGAAAUUGGCUCCAGUAGCCUAUCUGUCCAAAUCCUUAUCCCCUGCCAAAAAAAAUUACAAUAUCUUUGACAAGGAAUUGUUGGCGGUCAUUAGAGCAUUUAAAGAAUGGCGCCAUUUACUAGAAGGAUCUGAAUUGCCAGUCCAAGUUCUAACAGAUCAUAAGAACUUGGAGUACUUUUCCACGUCUCAAUCUUUGAAUAAACGGCAAAUUAGAUGGGCCAACUUCCUAGUUGAUUACAAUUUCCAAAUUAUCUACAGGCCAGGAGCACAAAACAAAAAGGCAGAUAUCCUCUCAAGACGCUACAAUCUGGUACCCCUUGAAGGGGGGGUAGAGAACCAGGUUCUCCUAAAACCGGAACUUUUUAUUGCAUCCAUAACUCUGGAUCAGGAAAUCAAUGAUCUAAUUGGCAAGGCCAUUUACAAGGAUGAUUGCCUUAAGGAAAUUCUACACAAACUCCAGAACAAGGAAAAGGUCUUAGACUGGGAGUUGAGAGAAGGUUUACUAUGGUUUCAAGGAAAAAUAUUUGUACCAAAGGAUGACACUAUUAGGAACCUCAUCCUGGAAUCUAGGCACAAUGCAUUAGCGGCAGGACAUCCGGGACAAGCUAGAACAUUAGAACUUGUCUCCAGGAGUUACUACUGGCCAUCGCUGAAAAAGUUUGUCAAUUCUUACAUCAGCCACUGCGAAACCUGCAUCAGGUCCAAGCCAACAAAUCAAUUACCUGUGGGCCUGUUAAAACCAUUGCAAAUUCCUGAACGCCCCUGGGAAGACAUUGCUUAUGAUAUGAUUGUGGGACUACCGGUUUCAGAAGGUUUUGAUGCUAUCCUGACAGUGAUUGAUUGA